Dromaius novaehollandiae (emu) is the source of this 1295-nucleotide messenger RNA. RefSeq names its product BCL2 like 15 (gene BCL2L15). Bases 636 to 1115 code for a protein of 159 amino acids. NCBI's taxonomy places the organism in Eukaryota, Metazoa, Chordata, Aves, Casuariiformes, Dromaiidae. The record is from RefSeq and is a predicted model, not a curated record. The transcript has 4 exons. Gene Ontology annotation, biological process: regulation of apoptotic process.
GCAUAGUUUUGAAGGGGAAUUGUGCAAUAAUUUAUUUCAGUCUCAUAUGUUAAAUUACAACAACAAGCAUGCUAACUGCAGGUAAAUUCAAAUGUAUUUCACUGUAGCAGGGCUCCUUUGAACAGUUUUUAGUGCCCUUAGGCAUAUGUUGAAUUCCUGUGCUUAUGGAGAGGUAUACUGGAACAUUUGCAUUACGCAGUUUUCAGCAAAAAAGUACUCAUUAGCUUGUCAGCAGUUCUUCAUUUACUCAGUUGUAGCUAGGCUGAUCCUAACCCUCGUCUAGGAUGGGACUCUCAUUUUUUAGCCUUUUAUCCAGGAUACAUUUCUUGGUGAAUGAUCAUGCCAGCAGUCUUUGACUUCUUCUAAACCUUUAUUUCAGUUGAGCUGUACAACUUCUUAUGAAACUAAACCACACCCAGCACUUGGUGAUGACAGUAAAAGAGCGCAUAUCUAAACAUUGUGCUGUCCUGGGGAGGAGUCUUGCUCGUACCUUCUUCCCAGAAGGAAGAACCUCUGCAGGUCAGAUGGAAAAAGGAAACUGAAAUUCUGAGGUGUGGCUCACCUGGAAAGAAAAGCAGCUGCAGAGGUAUUCCCGACUCCCUUUGAACAUCAGCCUGUUUGAGAGGCGUACUGCGAUGAGCGCUUUCGAGAAACAGACAGAAUCCAUUGUAAAAGCCUUAUUCUCUGACCUCUUAAAUGAAGAGGAAACUGUUAACCGAUGUCUGGAGACAGAUUCAGGAGAAUCUGAGCAGUCUGCGGAAGAAACUCCAAGUAAUUUUGACCCAGUUGUUAUCGCCAGUCGUCUGCGAAGCAUAGGGGACGAGUGCAACAUAGAUUUUGAAAAUUCCUCGCAGGUUGUUGCUGAAGUACUGAAGGGAAAGAUAGAGAAGUUCGAGGCUGCAGUGGAUUCCCUCAGCAGGAGAUGGAGUAACCAGAAUCCAGAGCUUUGCUAUGAGAGAGCGUUUCUCACUAUUUCUGUGAAACUGGCAAUGUGUAUUGCAAAAAAAGUCCCAGCUGUGGUCCAUCACAUUCCACUCGUAGAACUGAUUAAUGGAAAUUCCCGAGUGAGAAGCUACAUUGAGUCCUGUGGAGGAUGGGAGAACUUGGACAAUUGAAAGGGAAAGGGCUAUGCUACUUUCCAAAAGGUGAAGCUGGGUUUUUCACUGAUUUAAUUAGGACAAUUGCUUUUAUAUUUCUUCAGGAGAUCACAAGUACAACUGUACAAAAAAGCAAUGUGUAAAGGAGAUUCUUUCUGUAUCACUGCAAACAAAAAAUAAAAAGUCAGUUUGUUUUAA